CGGUUGAUCGCCGGGGUGAAGCGAGGACGGGGAGGGGAAGACGAGAGAUGAGCCGUCAUAGGAGCGGCGGCACGGCGACGAGCCGCCGGACCAGGCGGGGCGAGCAGCUGCCGGCGCUCGCCGCGACGGCGGCGGGGAGCGUCGUGACGAACUCGAACCCGAUCUUUAUCUGCGAGGACGGCUCGGCGCCGGCGCGGCGGCUGAUCAAACCGGGCGGCGGCGGCUACGGGCCGGGGUCGCUGCACGCGCUCGUGCGCGGCGGCGGCGGCGUGCCGGACGACGACGCCGCCGCCGCCGGUGAGGACGACGGUGGCAAGCGGCUGCCAUUGCCCUUGCCGCUGCCCCCGAGCAGGGCCCACGGCGAGGGGCGAUGUGGGGCCCGGAUCCCGGCCUGGCACGAUGGCCCCACCAUCGUGGUGGGCCCGCACGGCGCGGUCCUGAGGAUGCGCGCGCCGCCGCCACGGCAGCAUGACCCGUUCCUGGCCGCCUACGUGGCCUGCACCAAAGGCCGCGCCGGCGCCGGCGCCGGCGGCAAGUGCUCCGGGCAGCCAAGCAAGAAGAAGACGAAGAAGAAACCCAAGGCGGGCGCGCGCAGAGGAUGCGGCAUGUGGGAUGGGUGGGCGGCGUCCGGGGUGAUGUCGUGCCGGCACGGCAGCGCCGUCACCGUGCUGCAGGGCGCCGCUCCUCUUCCCGGUGCCGCCGCCGGCGCCGCCGCGGAGUCGCCGGCGCACCCCACACUGGACCUGACCCGCCUGCCGGCGGUGCUGCCGGGGCGGAGACGGCCGCCGCACUACUGACGAUCGCGUCGUGUUGUAAUCGUACGUGGUGCGUGCGUGCCCAUUGUUGUGAACUUGUGAUACCUACCAGUGUUGCCACGUGUAAUUCAGGGGCAUGUUCGGUUGUGUACCUACCAAUUCUUGAGAGUGUCAAAAUUUGGCUAAAUUUUGAUACUACUAAUUUAUAUUGGUAGGUUAUAGUUGUAUUUGAAAAAAAUACUAAUAAUAUGGAGCCAAAUUUUAAACAGGGUGAAAAAAAUUAUAGAAUUACACCAAACUGAU
Messenger RNA from Oryza brachyantha (malo sina), 1058 nucleotides. RefSeq lists its product as uncharacterized. The record is from RefSeq and is a predicted model, not a curated record. Bases 48 to 797 code for a protein of 249 amino acids. The transcript has a single exon. NCBI's taxonomy places the organism in Eukaryota, Viridiplantae, Streptophyta, Magnoliopsida, Poales, Poaceae.